This is a messenger RNA of Penicillium soppii, 414 nucleotides long. RefSeq lists its product as uncharacterized. The coding region runs from base 1 to 414 and encodes 137 amino acids. The transcript has 2 exons. The record is from RefSeq and is a predicted model, not a curated record. Lineage: Eukaryota; Fungi; Ascomycota; Eurotiomycetes; Eurotiales; Aspergillaceae.
AUGUCAACCUCAGGAACCAUCGAUGCAACUCUGGACAUCCACGGCUCGUUUUUGUUUCAGUUUAAUCCCCCUAGCCGUUCUGGCUUCCAAGAGGAUAUCGAUAAGGUCAAGUGGAGCAUCGGCGGGAUUUUGUUCGAAGGUGGGCUUCCACGGAAAAUCCAGGAUACAGAUAAAUUUCCGCAAACUCCCACGGGUUGGUUGUUUCGAUAUGCGAGAGCAAGUCCCUCGAAUAGACAAAACUACCAAAACUAUAUUGUCCCACCAGCGACUAUUCGAUGUGCCGAAGAAUCGGCGGCAGCCGCUACUUUGUCUCAUCAGUUAUGGCCAGGAGCCAGCUUGGAGGUAAGGCCUGUGAAGGUUGAUGGCGAAAUCGGCCGACAAGAAUUAAUGGCAGACAAACAGGAGGGCAUGUGA